Molecule: messenger RNA, 5569 nt
Organism: Sardina pilchardus (European sardine)
Lineage: Eukaryota; Metazoa; Chordata; Actinopteri; Clupeiformes; Clupeidae
Gene: robo3
Product: roundabout, axon guidance receptor, homolog 3 (Drosophila)
Exons: 27
Coding region: 543-4751 (1402 amino acids)
Biological process (GO): cell-cell adhesion
Molecular function (GO): protein binding
Source: RefSeq, a predicted model, not a curated record
ACGAGAAGAGGGACCGCAACAAGAUAUGGGAAUAACAACUGAGAAGUAGGGACCGUUUUCUUCAGGAUGGGAUUCUCUCUUUGAUGAAGGAGAAAAUAGCAUUACUUGAGAGAUGCUCCUGUCUCUAAUUUAAGCUCUACCUUGAGACAGAAUUAAGGACAACAGAAAAUAAUCAACACAACUGCCUAGUAACCGAGUGUGAUUUACUACUUGCUGCUGCUGGCCCAGGGAUCGGAAUUACAACUGGAAGCCGACUGGAGAGUUACCUUUCCCGGGACGUCUGUGCACAUUCAUGUGCAAAGUAGCUUAGUUGUGAUGUUGCGGCUCAAUAAGAACACAUUUGAAGAAGGCGUUAAAUUGAGUUUGCAAACUUGUACGGUUUGGCAGCCGUAGUUGUAGCGCUAACCUAAGGUCUUAGGUCGCUGCCUGCCUUCGUUUCCCUCCAGUUACUUGGAUAUCAACUCAUUUUGCGGUGCCAGAGACUUGCCCGAACGGGAGAAAUACAUAUAUUCUUCUCCACGGUUUUCCUGGCUAAGGAGGUUAUGGAGUUUCAUCCCACAUUAGAUGCUCUACUACCAAUACUAUUUGCACUCAUCAGUAUCACCUUAGGAUCCCGUCCCAGGCUCGAGGAUGCCCCUCCGCGGGUCCUGGAGCACCCGUCCGACCUGAUCGUGUCCAAGGGCGAGCCGGCCACGCUCAACUGCAAGGCGGACGGCCGGCCCACGCCCACGGUGGAGUGGUACAAGGACGGCGAGCGCGUGGAGACGGACCGCGAGGACCCGCGCUCCCACCGCAUGCUGCUGCCCAGCGGCUCGCUCUUCUUCCUGCGCAUCGUCCACGGCCGCCGCAGCAAGCCCGACGAGGGCGUUUACGUGUGCGUGGCCCGCAACUACCUGGGCGAAGCCGUCAGCCGCAACGCCUCGCUGGAAGUAGCCAUCCUACGUGAUGACUUCCGGCAGAGUCCGAGUGACGUGGUGGUGGCGGCCGGCGAGCCGGCGGUCAUGGAGUGCAUCCCGCCCCGAGGCCACCCCGAGCCCACCAUCUCCUGGAAGAAGAACAACGCCCGCGUCAACGACAAGGACGAGAGGAUCACCGUCCGCGGUGGGAAGCUAAUGAUCUCCAACACGCGCAAGAGCGACGCCGGGAUGUACGUGUGCGUGGGGACCAACAUGGUGGGCGAGAGGGACAGUGACCCUGCCGAGCUGGUGGUGUUCGAGCGGCCCAUGUUUGUGCGCAGGCCGGUGAACCAGGCAGUGCUGGCGGAGGAGACUGUGGACUUCCUGUGCGAGGUGCAGGGCGACCCCACCCCGACCAUACGCUGGCGCAAGGAGGAGGGGGAGCUGCCGCGCGGGAGGUCUGAAAUCAGGAGUGACAGCAGCCUGCGACUGACAAACGUGCGGGCAGAGGACGAGGGCACGUACACAUGCGUGUCUGAGAACAGCGUCGGCAAGACAGAAGCCUCCGGAACACUCCAGGUUCAUGUUCCUCCCCAGAUCGUGGUGCGUCCGCGGGACCAGAUCUCGGCUCAGGGCCGCACCGUCACCUUCCUCUGCGGCACCAAGGGCAACCCUCCCCCAGCAGUCUUCUGGCAGAAAGAGGGCAGCCAGAUCCUGCUGUUUCCCAGUCAGCCUCCGUCCGAGUCCGGCCGCUUCUCCGUCUCCCUGAGCGGCGAGCUGACCAUCACGGACGUGCGCGGCGAGGAUUCCGGCUACUACAUCUGCCAAGCCAUCAGUGUCGCCGGGAGCAUCCUCACCAAAGCCCUGCUGGAGGUGGAGGACGUGCCUUCAGACCGAGUACCUCCCAUCAUCCGUCAGGGCCCAGCCAAUCAGACGCUGGCUCCUGGAGUCACAGCCCAGCUGCAGUGUCACGUGAUGGGGAACCCCCUUCCCAGCAUUCAGUGGGAGAGGGACAGCCAGAGGAUCCUGGCCAAUGACGACCGCAUCAGCCUCAUGGAGAACGGCACCUUGCAGAUCGUAAACCUGCAGGAAACGGACUCGGGGACCUACACCUGUGUAGCCUCCAGCUCGAGCGGAGACACAAGCUGGAGUGGAGUUGUCACCGUGAAAGAGAGCGUGGACUCGUCGGUGAGCCAGGCGUCGGAGCCCAUCCAGCUGCCGGGUCCUCCCCAGAAGCCCGUGGUGACGGACGUGACCCUGAACAGCGUGACCCUGACCUGGCAGCCCAACGCUCACGAGGGGGGCGCGGCCGUCACCUCCUACAUCAUCGAGGCCUUCAGCCAAUCAGCGGGCAGCACGUGGCAGACGGUGGCGGACCUGGUCCGUCAGGAGAAGCACACGGUCAGCGGGCUCUUCCCCAACACCGUCUACCUGUUCAUCGUCCGUGCGGUCAACGCCUACGGACUCAGUGACCCCAGCCCCAUCUCGGAACCAGUGCGGACACAAGAUCUGAGUCCCACAGGUCAGGGUGUUGACCACAGGCAGGUCCAGCGAGAGCUGGGCGAGGUGGCCGUGGUUCUGCAGGAGCCUGUGAUCCUCAGCGCCUCCAGUGUGCAGCUCUGGUGGACGGUGGACCGCCAGUCGCAGUACAUCCAGGGCUACCGGCUGGUGUACCGGCCGAGCGGCAGCGGCGCGCUGUGGCAGACGCAGGACGUGAAGGCGGCGCCGGAGCGCAGCGCCGUGCUGGCCCGCCUGCUCAAGGGCACCGAGUACGAGGUCAAAGUGCGCCCCUACUUCAACGAGUUCCAGGGCAUGGACAGCCGCGCCGUGCUGGUGCGCACGCCCGAGGAGGUGCCCAGUGCCCCUCCUCAAGCUGUUGCCGUGUCGACGCUUAACCUUGGCAACAGCUCCAGCAUCAGCGUGUCCUGGCAGCCUCCGCCUGCUGAUGCACACAACGGCCUCAUCCAGGAGUACAAGAUUUGGUGCCUGGGCAACGACACCAUGACGCGGUACCACAUCAACCAGACGGUGGACGGGAGUGUCCUCUCCACAGUGCUGAAGGGGCUGCUGCCCGGCGUCUGGUACCAGGUGGAGGUGGCGGCGGUCACCAGCGCAGGCGUGGGCACCCGCAGCGAGCCCGUGCCCAUCUUUAUCAAACAUCCAGCGGAGCCUCCGGUGGUGCCCAGUGGGAGCGACGAGAACGUGAGCCUGGCAGAGCAGAUCACCGACGUGGUCAAGCAGCCGGCCUUCAUCGCGGGCAUCGGCGGGGCAUGCUGGGUAAUCCUCAUGGGCUUCAGUGUGUGGAUCUACUGCCGCCGCAAGAAGAGGAAGGAGCUGAGCCACUACGCCGCCUCGUUCGCCUACACCCCCGCAGUUGGCUUCCCCCAUGGAGAGGGCUCAGGUGUCAGUGGGAGGCCUGGCGUGCUGGGGAGCGGCAUGGGGAACUACCCCUGGCUGGCCGACUCCUGGCCCACCACCAACCUCAUGCACAGCGGCAAGGAGUCCGUCAACUGCUGCACCUCCAAACACGACUCGGCAGAAAGAUACUACAAUGAGGUGGGCAUCUCUAACUACCUGAACCAGACGGAGAAGUACAGCACGGGCUCCAACGAGGGCCCCAUCUACAGCACCAUCGACCCCACGGCCGAGGACCUGCGCAGCUUCUCCGCCCCCUACUCCCAGCACGCCACGCCCUACGCCAGCACUCCCAUCAUGCCCUUCUCCACGCAGGGCCCCGCCAGCCCCGAACAGGACGAAGGCCACUGGAUGACCCAGCCCAGCACCUCGGGCGCCCAGUACGCCCAACCUGACCGCACCAAGACAGACAACGCCCCCAAGCACAGCAAGCAGAAGUCGAUGGGUAAAGCGGUGAAGACUCCGUCUCUGAACUGGAUGGAGGCGCUGCCUCCUCCACCCGCCACGGAGGAGCUGGAGCCGUACGCCGACGAUCUGGAUCCCGACAACGACCUCCAGGACCUGGGCUCCGAGGAGGAGGAGGAGGAGGAGUGGUGUCCGCCGCUCCCCGAGAGGACGUACCUCAUGGACGGGACGGAGGUGGACGGCCCCGGUCCCUGCCCGCCCCCGCGGGCCGACGCCUCGUCCCCCACCACCUCCUACAGCCACCAGUCCACGGCCACGCUCACGCCCUCCCCCCGGGACGAGGGCCGGCUGGGCCACGACAUCCCCCGGCUGCACCACCUGGACGCGCCCCCCCAGACACGGCGGAUGCCUUGUGGACCCGUGCCCAUCCCGCGCGCUCCUAGCCCGCCCCUGACCCAGUCCAACCCCAACUUGUCAGCCAAUCAGGAGGGGGGACCAGAGGGGAGCACGCCACAGCGCUCAGCGCACCGCCGUGACCUCAGCCAGGGGGCGACGCUCAGCGCCGAGAACAUCAGUGCAACCACGCCAGGCAGGACACGAGCCUCUCCUCUGGACAGCUCCCAGUCGCCCGCCGGACCCAAGUCACGCGUCAAGAAGAAAACCUCCAAGACUGGCCAGUACAGGAGAGAUAUGAUGCAAGGAGACCUGCCUCCUCCCCCAGAGCCUCCUCCGGCAGACGAACUCCUGGUCACCCCGUCGGGGACGCUGGAGUACGGACACACGUCUCUGGACAGAGACGGCAGCUCCGUCUGCAGCUCCAUGGAGAGGAGAGACCACAGCGCCCCCAACAGGAAAAGCUCAGGACAGCGACGCAAAGAAGACGAAGACAUGGUUCCCUACACCAAGCCAAACCUCCACCUUGCCCGAGGCCAGAUGUCCAGCAACUGCUCCACGACAGGCAGCUCCUCGUCACGAGGCUCCACGGGCUCCAGAGGCCACAGCGCGGCCAAGCAGCGCGGCGAGGAGAUGAGAUAAGUGGACCCCACCAACUGAACAACAAGAGGAGACGAAGCUGUGGAGAGGAAGCGAGAUUGUACAGAAUCACUGUCUGCCUCACCAGAAAUGAAUCAUGGACUUCUGAAUUAUGAUUUUGAUGUUAUUAUGUUAUGUUAUUGUUAUUUAUAACGUCGCGGGAGCAUUUGGCUCCUCCAUUUUCAUAUGUAAAUAGCCAUCUCUGUAAGGUUUCUACAUGGACUUCUGCAGCAGCUGAAGAGGAAAAAAAUAUAUUGUAUUUAUAAUGAAAAAUAAGGCGUCCAGUAUAACAAGCAAGGUCAGUGUCUGAAUGUGCCAACCAUUUUUUUUUCUUCUUUUUUAUGUUCGGUAGAAAUCAUAUAACUUUGAACAUGAACAUAAACAAUAUUGCACUCUUUGUUGUGUUGGAGAGCAACAAAAAAAAGAAGAAUACAAAGCACAAUGUGUGUGUGUGUGAGUGUGUGAGCGUGUGUGUGUGUGUGUCGACCAGCCCCGUGGACAGACAGACACUUCACAGGCCUCCGCUUCAGGCUGCUUCCGCCAGCGACCCUCCGUUACUUGGCUUCCCGUCGUCAUGGUCUGACCAAUUGACUCCUUUCUUUUCACCGAGAGAGUCCGCUAUUCGACUGCUGUUGUAAAUGAUUGUAUCCAUCCCUUUUUUUAUUUAAUGUUUCGGAGACAGUGUGCAAAAAGAAAAAAAAAGACAAACAAACAAAAUGUAUUCAGUUCAAAGAAAAGCAAAACGAUCUGUUCUGUUGACUAACUUUUUGGUAGUCUUGUUGUUUUGUAAAAUACAAUAAAAAUACAUUUGUUGAGCUAUA